AUGAAAGAAAUAUCCCAGAUAUAUGGACUUUACACAAAAGUGAGUAUGGCGACAUGACGACCAAACACAUUCCAAAAUAUCUUACGUUUUUAUACGAGUGUAUCAUUUCUUUUCUUUUAGUGUUUAAACUCGUAUGAUUCAUCCCAAAUAAGGUGAACCGGAGUUCGGAAAAUUUUUUCUUGUGGAAUCCGGAAUACGAGAAGUUUUCUUGUAGGAUCCGGAAUCCUGGGCUUUGGAAUCCGGAAUAUAGCUUAAGGAUUCCGGAAUACCACUAAUGGUUGGAAUCCGGAAUCCGAUUCCACUGACAAGGAAUCCGGAUUCCACAGCGUGGAAUCGGGACUCGAAGACUGUCUUGGAUUACCUCACAUUGGGCGAUAUGAUAAGAAGAGAUGUCCAGUGAUAAUACGACUUAGUACAACUUGACAACUGAAAUGUUUGUAUUACUGUGUCAAGCAAAGUUCGUGAAAUGUUUCUUUGAAUUGACUUUUUAUAUCACAUUCUUUCUUAAAAUUUUUAAAACCUAGUAUUAAUCAGAAAAAAACAUUAUUCUUAAUUUCGUUUCUAAGUAUUGUCAAUCCUAAAUAACCAACAAAAAAAACGGUUAUCUUUCAGUCCUUCUUGGAUCUGCAAUACUCUUUCUUGGAUGUUUGUGAAGAUGACUUAAAGAAAAGUAAAGAAAACAUAGAUGAAGUACCACGAAAGAAACUCAAAACUAGUGGUGCCUAA
Messenger RNA from Porites evermanni, 726 nucleotides. The record is from the annotation of a GenBank genome assembly. Lineage: Eukaryota; Metazoa; Cnidaria; Anthozoa; Scleractinia; Poritidae.